UACACCAGCGAAUUCACACAGGCAAGCGUCCGUAUUCAUGUUCGGAGUGCGGGAAAAGUUUCACUGAGAAAGGAAACCUUCUUACCCAUAUGAAAAUUCACACAGGGGAGCGGCCCUUUUCUUGUUCUGAGUGUGGAAAAUGUUUCACUUUGAAAGGAGACCUUCUUCGACACAAGAGGAUACAUACGGGUGAACGUCCUUAUUCGUGUUCAGUUUGUGGGAAAGGUUUCACUCAGAAAGGAGCUCUUGUCAUACACCAGAGAAUUCACACUGGUGAGCGUCCUUUUUCAUGUCCAGAGUGUGGAAAAAGUUUUGCUGGGAAAGGAAAGCUUCUUAGACAUCAGAGAAGUCACUCCGUCCAGCAUCCUUUCUCAUGUUCAGAGUGUGGCAAAUGUUUCACUGAGAAAGGGAAACUUAUUAGCCACCACAGAGUUCAUACAGGUGAACGUCCUUUUUCAUGCUCUGAGUGUGGAAAAGGUUUCACUGAGAAAAGAGCACUUCUUACACACCAGAGAAUUCACAUGAGUGAACCGCCAUAUUCAUGUUCAGAGUGUGGGAAAUGCUUCACUCAGAAAAGAAGUCUCCUAAGACACCAAAGAAGUCAUACUGGUGAGCGUCCUUUUUCAUGUUCAGACUGUGGGAAAUGCUUCACUCAGAAAGAGCACCUUAUUACACACCAGAGAAGUCACACGGGCGAACGCCCUUUUUCCUGCAUGGAGUGUGGGAAAUGUUUCACUGAGAAAAGAGCACUUCUUAUACACCAGAGAAGUCACAUGAGUGAACCUCCAUUUUCAUGUUCAGAAUGUGGUAAAUUUUUCACUGAGGAAAGAGGACUUGUUAUACACCAGAGAAUUCACACGGGUGAGCGCCCUUAUUCCUGUUCCGAGUGCAGGAAGUGUUUCACUCAGCGUUCACACCUGCUUAGACACCAGAGAACUCAUAAGGGUGACCGUCCUUACUUAUGCACAGUGUGCGGGAAAAGUUUCACACAAAAAGAAAAUCUUAUUACUCAUCAGAGAAGUCACACAGGUGAGCGUCCUUUUUCAUGUUCGGAGUGCAGGAAAAGUUUUACAAAUAAGGGAAAUCUAAUUAGGCAUCAGAGAACACACACGGACGAUAAUCCUUAUUCCUGUUCAGAGUGCGGGAAACACUUCAGUACAAAAGCAUACAUCAUCAUACACCAACGAAUUCACACGGGUGAGCGCCCUUAUUCAUGUUCAGAGUGCGGGAAAAGUUUUAUAGCGAAAAGAACCCUUCUUAGCCACCAGAAAACUCACACAGGUGAGCGUCCGUAUUCAUGUUCAGAGUGCGGGAGACGUUUUACUGAGAAAAUAAACCUUUUUAACCACCAGAAAAUUCACACAGGUGAGCGGCCAUAUUCAUGUUCAGAGUGCGGGAAAAGUUUUCCUAUCAAAGGGGCCCUUCUCAGACACCAGAGAAUUCAUACGGGUGAACAACCGUUUUCAUGUUCAGAGUGUGGGAAAGGUUUUUCGGAGAAAAAAAACCUUCUUUCACAUCAGAGAAUUCACACUGGUGAGCGUCCUUUUGAAUGUUCAGAGUGUGACAAAAGUUAUGCAGACAAAGGACACCUUGUUAAACACCAGAAAAUUCACACAGGUGAGCGUCCAUAUUCAUGUUCAGAGUGUGGGAAACAUUUCACUCAGAAAGAAAACUUUCUUAGACACCAGAGAAAUCAUAUGGGUGAACCUCCUUAUUUAUGUUCAGAGUGUGACAAAAGUUAUGCAAGCAAAGGAAACCUCCUUAGACACCAGAAAACCCACACGGGCGAGCAUCCACAUUUAUGUUUAAAGUGCGGGAAAUUUUUCCUUGACAAAGGACACUUCCUAAUGCACCAGAGAAGCCACACGGCAGAACGUCCUUAUUCAUGCUCAGAGUGUGGGAAAGGCUUCAUUCAGAAAGGAGACCUUAUUGCACACCAGAGAACUCACACAGGUGAGCGUCCUUAUCCAUGCUUAGAGUGCGGGAAAAGUUUUUCUGACAAAACAAACCUUCUUAAGCACCAGAAUAUUCACACAAGUGAGCAUCCGUAUUCAUGUCCAGAGUGUGGGAAAAGUUUUACUAAGAAAGUAAGCCUUCUUUCACACCGGAGAAUUCACACUGGGGAGCGUCCUUUUUCAUGUUCAGAAUGUGGGAAAAGUUUCCUUGACAAAAGAAAACUUCGUAGACACCAGAAGAUUCACACGGGUGAACGUCCGUAUUCAUGUUUAGUGUGCGGGAAAAGUUUUGUUCAAAAAGGACACUUGUUUACACACAAGAGAAUUCACACGGGUGAGCGUCCUUUUAUGUGUUCAGAGUGUGGGAAAGGUUUCCUCGAGAAAAGAAAACUUCUUUCACACCAGAGAAUUCACACUGGUGAGCGUCCAUUUUCAUGUUCAGAGUGUGACAAAAGCUAUGCUGACAAAGGAAAUCUUCUUAGACACCAGAAAACUCACACAGGUGAGCAUCUGUAUUCAUGUUCAGAGUGCGGGAAAAAUUUCACUAAAAAAGAACAAUUACAUAGACACGAGAGAACCCACAUGGGUGAGCGUCCAUAUUCGUGUUCAGAGUGUGGGAAACGUUUCACUUUGAAAGGACACAUGCUGAAACACCAGAGAAUUCACACAGGUGAGCGUCCAUAUUCAUGUUUAGAAUGCGGGAAAAGUUUCGCUCAGAAAGGACACUUUUUUAGACACCAGAGAAUUCACACGGGUGAACAACGUUAUUCAUGCUCAGAGUGUGGGAAGGGUUUUUUUGAGAAAAGAAACCUUCUUUCGCACCAGAGAGUUCACACGGGUCAGCGUCCUUUUUUUUGUUCAGAGUGUGGGAAAUGUUAUGCUGGCAGAGGAAACCUUCUGAGACACCUGAAAACUCAACACAGACACCAGAAAAUUCACACAGGUGAGCGUCCGUAUUCAUGCAUAGAGUGUGGGAAAAGUUUUGCUAAAAAACAAGCACUUUUUACGCACCAGAUAAUUCACAAGGUUGAACGUCCUUAUCCAUGUUCAGAGUGUGGAAAAAGUUUUGGUAGCAAGGGAGAUCUUCUUAGACAUCAGAGAAUUCACACAGGUGAGCGUCCGUAUUCAUGUCCAGAAUGUGGAAAAACGUUUGCGAGCAAUGGAGACCUUCUUAGACAUCAGAGAAUUCACACAGGUGAGCGUCCGUAUUCAUGUUCAGAAUGUGGAAAAGGUUUUAUAAGGAAAGCAGAACUUCUAGGACACCAGAGAAUUCACACAGGUGAGCGUCCGUAUUCAUGCUUGGAGUGUGGGAAAAGUUAUGCUCAAAAAGGAUCACUUGUUAAACACCAGAUAAUUCACACGGGUGUACAUCCUUAUUCAUGUUCAGAAUGUGGGAAAAGUUUUACUAGGAAAGCAGAUCUUCUUAGGCACAUGAGAAUUCACACAGGUGAGCGUCCGUAUUCAUGCUUGGAGUGUGGGAAAAGUUUUGCUCAAAAAGGAUCCCUUGCUAAACACCAGAGAACUCACACGGGUGCACAUCCUUAUUCAUGUUCAGAAUGUGGGAAAAGUUUUACUAAGAAAGAAAACCUUCUUAAACACAUGAGAAUUCACAUGGGUGAGCGUCCUUUCUCCUGUUGAAAGUGU
Messenger RNA from Nanorana parkeri, 3599 nucleotides. RefSeq names its product zinc finger protein 850-like. Gene Ontology annotation, molecular function: RNA polymerase II cis-regulatory region sequence-specific DNA binding; DNA-binding transcription factor activity. The record is from RefSeq and is a predicted model, not a curated record. The transcript is spliced from 4 exons. Gene Ontology annotation, biological process: regulation of transcription by RNA polymerase II. NCBI's taxonomy places the organism in Eukaryota, Metazoa, Chordata, Amphibia, Anura, Dicroglossidae. The coding region runs from base 90 to 3593 and encodes 1167 amino acids.